CCUAGAAAAUGGAAGCCCUCUCACUUCCUCAUCGCCGUCGCCGGCGUCUACCUCCUCCUCAUCUCCUUCAAGUUCCGGCACUUCCUCUCGAUCGACGGCGGAUUCAGCGGCCUCGAUCGCCCCCAGUUCAACUCCUUCUACCACGAAACCCUAGACCGCAAGCUGAGUUCGGAUCCGAACCAGGACCCGCCUCCGAAGCCGGUUAAGGAAUCUCCGGCGGUCCUACGGCGCAUAUCGUACGGUCGGAUCACCAGCGAUGUACUCCGGCGGCGGAAUCGGCGGUUCAAUUGGUCAGGUAAUCUCACUGUGCUUGAAUCCAUGGUUAAAGAUGCUUGGAGUUUAGGCGCGAAGGCGUGGAAAGAGAUUGAGAACUUUAAAGGUGAGAACUUGAGCUUUGUGGAUACCGAAUCUUGCCCGUCGUCGGUUACUAUAAAUGGAAAGAAGUCGGAAUUGGGGUUGGAGGCCGACGAAGUGAUGGUGUUGCCUUGUGGACUGGAGGUGGGUUCUUCGAUUACAGUGAUUGGGAUACCUGAGAAUGCUCAUAAGGAGUAUUUGCCGGAGUUGGUUGCGAGAGGAAAUGGGGAUGGGUCGGUGAUGGUGUCACAAUUUAUGGUGGAGUUACAGGGUUUGAAGGCGGUGGACGGAGAGGACCCGCCGAAGAUAUUGCAUUUCAAUCCGAGAUUGAAGGGGGAUUGGAGUAAGAAACCGGUUAUUGAGGUUAACACGUGUUAUCGGAUGCAAUGGGGGAAGUCAAUGAGGUGUGAUGGGGUUUCCUCCAAAGGCGAUGAUGAUGCAGUCGAUGGAUUCAACAAAUGUGAGAAAUGGGAACGCAGUGAUACUUCUGACUUGAGAGAAUCCAAAACAACUUCGUGGCUGAGUCGGUUCAUAGGUCGUGCAAAGAAGCCAGAGGUGACGUGGCCUUUUCCUUUUGUAGAGGGCAAGCUGUUUGUCCUGACUCUUCAAGCUGGUAUGGAAGGCUAUCACAUUUAUGUUGGAGGUCGUCAUAUAACUUCAUUUCCGUAUCGGCCGGGAUUUAUUCUUGAAGAUGCAACGGGUUUAGCAAUCAAAGGAAAUGUCAACAUGCAUUCGGCAUAUGCCACUUCUCUACCAAAAUCUCAUCCCAGUUUUUCAGUUCAGAACGUCCUGGAAAUGUCAGAAAAGUGGACAUCCCCUCCUCUUCCUCACGCUCCUGUCCAUCUCUUCAUUGGUAUUCUGUCUGCUACCAAUCAUUUUGCUGAACGCAUGGCCAUUAGGAAAACCUGGAUGCAGUAUCCUGAUAUCAAAUCAUCAUAUGUGGUUGCACGGUUCUUUGUAGCAUUGGGUUCAAGAAAGGAAGUAAAUGUGCUGCUAAAGAAGGAAGCAGAUUAUUUUGGAGAUAUUGUUAUUUUACCAUUUAUUGAUCAUUAUGAGCUCGUGGUUCUUAAAACCAUUGCUAUUUGUGAGUAUGGGAUUCACAACGUUACUGCUGCGUACAUUAUGAAGUGUGAUGACGAUAACUUUGUUCGGCUAGAUGUUGUACUAAGGGAAAUUAAUAGAAUUGCACGCAAAAAAUCUCUUUAUAUUGGGAAUCUUAAUCUAAUGCAUAGACCUCUCAGAAGUGGAAAAUGGGCUGUUACAUAUGAGGAAUGGCCAGAAGAGAUUUAUCCACCAUAUGCAAAUGGACCAGGCUACAUAAUCUCAAACGAUAUCGCAAGUUUUAUAGUCUCCAAACAUGCAAAUCAAAGCUUAAGGAUAUUCAAGAUGGAAGAUGUAAGCAUGGGCAUGUGGGUCGAAGAGUUUAAUGCUUCUACCAGAGUUCAAUAUUCACACAGCUGGAAAUUCUGUCAAUAUGGGUGCAUUGAGAACUACUACACUGCACAUUAUCAGUCCCCUAGGCAAAUGAUGUGCCUGUGGGAUAAAUUAUCGAGGGGACAGGCUCAAUGUUGCAACUUUAGAUAGCAGGCAAAGGGGUUCUUUUUUUUUUUCAUUGAAUUCGAGCUGCGGUUGCUGGAGUCGAUGCAUUUCUGGUGCAAUUAUCCAUUCAUUUACCAUCAGAUGGCUCAGGGCAGCAUCUUCUUGCAGCGCAUUUUUAGUUAUAUAGUUCUUCGGAAGUUAUAUCAUUCUUCUUUAGGUUUUUUUUAUAGUCUGUACAUCGAGGCACACAUCACUUGUAUUGGUCAAAAUGAGCGGAGAACAGGCUAUAUCCAAUACUUUGGCCUAUUUAUUCAAAAGUACUCUGAAUGUUCGCACGUGUGUCUUUGCAUUUUAGUCAGAAGACAUGCUUUAGUGGUUCCCCAUAUGUUAAACUAGCCAAAG
Molecule: messenger RNA, 2295 nt
Organism: Asparagus officinalis (garden asparagus)
Lineage: Eukaryota; Viridiplantae; Streptophyta; Magnoliopsida; Asparagales; Asparagaceae
Product: hydroxyproline O-galactosyltransferase GALT2
Exons: 7
Coding region: 319-1938 (539 amino acids)
Cellular component (GO): Golgi membrane
Molecular function (GO): galactosyltransferase activity; carbohydrate binding
Source: RefSeq, a predicted model, not a curated record